AUGCCAAAGGGGAAACUUAACAACUUCGCUGCUGAAAAGCACCGCAAUCAACGACGUAAAGACGCGGAACAAACGCCAUAUAUCAACCACCCAAUAGGAGUGGCAAGGAUCCUGAGCCAUGAAGGUGGGAUCACAGACAUUGAAGUUCUGCAAGCAGCUUUGCUCCAUGACACAGUGGAGGAUGACACCAGCAUAGGAGAGCUACAGGCCAUCUUUGGGCAAACGGUGGCUCGAAUCGUUCAGGAAGUGACAGACAACAAGGCGCUACAGCAGGAGAGGAAGCGUCAGCAGGUGGAGCAUGCGCCUCACUCCAGCCACCAGGCCAAACUGGUCAAACUGGCUGACAAACUGUACAACCUGAGGGACCUGAACCGCUGUACACCACAGUCAUCGAUCUUCCCGAAUCCACAGGACGUAAAACAAUAGAGGUAAGAUGGAUAUUGAUUUUGAGACAUGACAUGUCAGCUUGUCUGCUAUAUGCAUCCGCUGCUAAAUCAUGGCCGCUACUGCGGGAUGGUAAA
Molecule: messenger RNA, 521 nt
Organism: Salvelinus sp. IW2-2015
Lineage: Eukaryota; Metazoa; Chordata; Actinopteri; Salmoniformes; Salmonidae
Source: RefSeq, a predicted model, not a curated record